GGUCAUCUCAGAACAGGAUAAACAUCCGAGAAACUGUGCGGAUGAACAUUGGGAUGCUUGUGGUUCCUCUGCAACUGAUGACUACGAGUCUGCAAAUUGUAUAUCUGACUGCAAUGAAAGCUGGGCAUUCCACAUCCCUCUUGCGGCAGUUCUUGAAAACGCCAAACUGUUACCAGAAACCACCUUCCAAUUGUCAACGUCCGUUCAACCACAAGUAAGACUAGCGAUGUAAUCGGUGUUGUGAAGGGCUGAGGAACAACCCCAGAGUUUAGAAGGUAAGGGGCUAACAUAAACACCCCAACUCAUUACACAGCGGAGUCCGCAGGUUUCUUUCCGCUGCCUGCGGUCUACUCCAGGCAAACCCCCGCGUCACUCACAUCCUUUCACGCUGCCUAAGCUUGAUCCCAAUAUAGUUCGUGAGCACCUUCUCUCAGUCUUUCGCGUCGCAGAUCAACGAUAACGCUCAGUAGUUUACCCGUGAAGGCAUGUCUGUCUCUGCCUACGCUUCGUCACCCUUCGACCAUGGUAGAGCGGAUGUGGUCUUGCGCUCGUCGGACAAUGUCGAUUUUCGCGUAUUCAGGCUCUUCCUGUCGUUGUCAUCUCCGUUCUUCGAGACUCUCUUCGACCUUCCCCAACCAUCCGAAGAGAAGCAUGGGGACGCAGAGACAAAGGAUGGAUUGCCUGUCAUUCCUGUCUCAGAGGACAGCAAGACUUUAGAAGCUGUCCUCCGCUUCUGUUACCCCCGCACACUGAUAGAAAAGACAAUUAGCAUCAAACACUUCAAGGACGGUGUCAAAAUGCUAGAGGCGGCGAAAAAGUAUUCUCUUGACGGAGCCGAAAGCGCUAUCCGAAAAACCCUGUUCAGCACCAAUAAUUUGGAGGCUGACCCCUUGCGUUGUUUCGUCGUAGCGCGCCAAGCUCGGAUGCGGGAUGAGACUAUCCUGUCUGCCAAGUAUUGCUUGCAAACAGGUCUCAUUCCAGGUUGGUUUGAAGAGAUCGAGAUGAUUACUGCCACCGAUCUCCUCGACUUGUUGGCCUACCAUGAGAAGUGUGGAAAGGCUGCGCAGCAACUGCAAUCCAACUAUUCAUGGAUCGAGCGACACUACAAGAACCGGUCUGCGAUUCCAUGGAUUUUUGGCAAGGCUUCAGGUCGCCCCUGCCCUUGUCCCAGGUCGGACAAGAUAAAGUUAUUUGGUCGGAAGCAUCUAGUGUGGUGGGAGGAGUUUAUGGAAGCCACUUUCCAGACUCUGAAAGAGAAACCAUGCACCCGCACAGUACGCGAGUCAGUCGAAAAGACCAUCACCGACGUUAGAAGUCGUGAUUGCCGCUCUUGUGCUCCCAACAUAGCCACUGUCAUGCAUCAAUUUGCUGACUUGUUCGCGAAGAAGGUGGAAGAAGUGGUUGCUGAGGUCAAGUUUGUUAGCACUAGCUCCCCGACGUAAACUCCUGAAAUAUCGGCAUUUGAGGCCCCAUUGACUAUUUCGAUUCCCUGCUACCCAAGGACCUGCUUUUCUAGUACAUUGUCUGUACCCCUCUUGCGAAUUUACCCGGUACGAAGAACAGUAUAUAAUUCACGUUAUGUAUGUAUGGGCAUCCCUUUGCAUUGCGGGGAUUCCAAGUUGACAUGGACAUUAUAAUAUUCCCCACUUUCAAUUUUCCACCCUGCCACCGUCAGUUUGUUGGUAGCAUCCUUUUCAUUGAAGAGAAUCAUCUCGACGAGUGUGAUCGGUCGGGGAAACCGUUGGCUCGGUUUUUUGAGGCAGCGUGCUCGCGGCUGAGGUUCGUGGUCAUGAAGCGU
Molecule: messenger RNA, 1798 nt
Organism: Pisolithus orientalis
Lineage: Eukaryota; Fungi; Basidiomycota; Agaricomycetes; Boletales; Pisolithaceae
Exons: 2
Coding region: 486-1442 (318 amino acids)
Molecular function (GO): protein binding
Source: RefSeq, a predicted model, not a curated record